AUGACGAGCAGCCGCGACCGUCGAAUAGCCAAGGAGCUGGCUGACAUCCAGGCCGACAGGGACAACUCUGGCGUGUAUGCGAUGCCCAUCGACGGCGCCAACCUGAGCCAUCUCAAGGGCACCAUUCCCGCGCCCCCCGAGACUCCCUACGCGGGGGGCGUCUACCGAAUCGACAUCCAGAUCCCCGACACCUACCCCUUCAAGUCCCCCAUCAUGCGCUUCGAGACCCAGAUCUGGCAUCCAAACGUCAGCAGUCAGACUGGCGCCAUUUGUCUCGACACCCUAGGCAGCGGCUGGUCCCCCGUCCAGACCAUCAAGACGGCCCUGCUCUCCCUCCGCAUGCUCCUCGAGUCCCCCAACCCUAAGGACCCCCAAGAUGCCGAAGUCGCCAGCAUGCUCACCGAGAACCCAGAACGCUUCGCCAUUGUCGCUCGAGACUGGGCCGUCCGCCACGCCGGCGCCACCAAGCAAGACGUCGACCUGAACAAGUGGAUGAAGAAGAACCUCAAAGAGGCCGCCCCAAACUCCGAUGAUGCCAACCGGUACAAGGGCUAUAACAAGGACCUGGUUGAUCGCUUUGUCAACAUGGGCUUCGAUGUCGGCUCUGUCGUUGACGCAUUCGUCUACGUCGGCAUUGACCGUAACAACGGACAAGACUACGAGCUUGAAGAAGCGUACAUGGGCGACAUUACCGCUCGGCUCCUUGGCGAGCAAUAA
Messenger RNA from Hirsutella rhossiliensis, 717 nucleotides. RefSeq names its product ubiquitin-conjugating enzyme domain-containing protein. Gene Ontology annotation, molecular function: protein binding. The transcript has 3 exons. The coding region runs from base 1 to 717 and encodes 238 amino acids. The record is from RefSeq and is a predicted model, not a curated record. Lineage: Eukaryota; Fungi; Ascomycota; Sordariomycetes; Hypocreales; Ophiocordycipitaceae.